Molecule: messenger RNA, 1662 nt
Organism: Pristis pectinata (smalltooth sawfish)
Lineage: Eukaryota; Metazoa; Chordata; Chondrichthyes; Rhinopristiformes; Pristidae
Product: heme oxygenase 2-like
Exons: 6
Coding region: 153-1046 (297 amino acids)
Biological process (GO): heme oxidation; heme catabolic process; response to oxidative stress
Molecular function (GO): heme oxygenase (decyclizing) activity; heme binding
Source: RefSeq, a predicted model, not a curated record
GUCACAUCCCCUUAACGACCUUUCCGAAGGGACGGCGCCUCGGAGGGUGGGAAACCGGAGGGGAUCCUGUCCUCUCUCCUUCCUGCCAGAUUAUCUCAUUCCAAGCCAUGAUAGUUCUGAGCUCCAGUCACCAGCAGUGAAAGGCCUGUACAAUGGCGCCCAGUGAAGUCGAGGAGUUCAGAACGGAUGGGGACAUUGUCAGCCCCACAGACCUGUCGGAGGUCCUGAAGGAAGGAACAAAGGAGUCGCACGACCGAGCAGAGAAUACUCAGUUCGUGAAGGACUUCCUGAAGGGCAAGAUUCAUCGAGAAUUGUUCAAGCUGGGCACGGUGGCCCUGUACUACACCUACAGUGCCCUGGAGGAGGAGAUGGAUAAGAAUGCUGAGCAUCCUGCCUUUGCUCCCCUGUACUUCCCCCUCGAGCUGCAUCGCAAGGAGGCUCUCGCCAAGGACCUGGAGUUCCUGUGGGGCCCCGGCUGGAAGGAUCAGAUCGAAUGUUCCGAGGCCACCAGGAGAUAUGUGGAGCGUAUCCAUCAUGUUGGGGAGCAUGAGCCUGAGCUGCUGGCUGCCCAUGCCUACACCCGCUACAUGGGGGACCUGUCUGGGGGUCAGGUGCUGAAGAAAGUGGCACAGAGGGCCCUGCGCCUGCCCAGUACGGGAGAGGGUGUCCUCUUCUACACCUUUGACAACAUUUCCAACCCUAGCCGCUUCAAGCAGUUGUAUCGCUCGAGGCUCAACAACCUGGAGACCAGCGAGCAGAGCAGGGAGAGGCUCGUGGAGGAGGCGAACCAGGCCUUUCGCUUUAACAUGGAGGUUUUUGAGGAGUUGGAUAAAAUUGGAAAAACCCUCAACAGAACAGGGCAAGAAGAUGGAAUCCCACUUCACGAUGGCAAAGGAGAUGCUCAAAAGUGCCCUUUCUAUGCUGCAAAAGGUAAUGAUGAAAUGGGGUGCCCACUUCACCAGGUGAUGGCUAUAGCACAAAGCUCACCUUUCCAGCUGGUGCUAGCUGUUCUUCUGGCACUUGUUGCCAGCUGGUAUCUGCUAUGAGGCUAACAGACAGUCCAGUGAAAGUGAUGCAAAACACCCCAACUCCUCCCCUCUUCCCAACUUUGUCCAAGGAGAGAUAUUUGUGCAACUGAGAUCCAGCAGGACUGGCAAUGAGAAAGUUUGGACGUCAGUUCCGUUCUCCCUUUAAACACAAUGGUUGGUCUUCAUCACUGUGGCCUAUUUGUUUAAUGUUCAAGUAAUUUCUACACUUGACAUAGUAACAGCAAGACCCCAUCAGCACUUACUUCCAUGAAUAUCAAAGCAUCUUCAGAUUUGCAUUUCCUGAAUUGUACAGAAUUCCCUCACCAUUCCAAGCUGCUCUUUGAGAAUGUUUCCAUUAAUUUUAUUGAAGGAGCACAGCUGUUUAUCAUUGACAAAACCCUUUACUGAGACAACAUGCCUACUACCCACAUAAUCCUCACUCAUGUAACAUGGGCUUUAGCCUGGCCAGAUAAGCCUGAAACCAUGGACGGUCCCCAGCAUCAAGUGGUUGGGAUAUUAUUAAAAUGUAAUGCUGAAUUUCCACUCACUGCAAUAAGUGAUUAAACCUGUAUAAUUUCAGUGGUCGUUCUUUACUCAGUGUAUUUAUGCAUGAAUAUUAAAUAUUCUAACAACC